This is a messenger RNA of Botrytis sinoallii, 261 nucleotides long. RefSeq lists its product as uncharacterized. The record is from RefSeq and is a predicted model, not a curated record. The transcript has a single exon. Bases 1 to 261 code for a protein of 86 amino acids. Lineage: Eukaryota; Fungi; Ascomycota; Leotiomycetes; Helotiales; Sclerotiniaceae.
AUGCGUCUAAACUACAGCGCCAAGUACGAAAACGGCACAGUUGCAACUUACACAUCCAAGAGUGCCGGAAGAAUCCCCGACUCAGUUGGGGACAAGAUCAUUGCCAAUAUCCAAACAUGGUCUGGUGGUAAAUAUACCGUUACUAGGAGAGAAGAACAAAAUUUGAUCACGGUCAAGAAUGUAGUCCCAGCCCCGGAUAAGGGAACCGGGAGUGAUCAGGUUAAGGAGAUGCAAAGCAUUGUUAACAAGAACAUCAAGUAG